AUGGCCAACCAACGUACGCACGCUCUAGACAAUCUCCGCACAUGCCUCACAGCGCUGGUUAUCCUCCACCACUCUUCGACCCCCUAUGGCGGCGCAGGUCCAUGGCCAUAUACCUCGCCUCUAUAUAUGCCGAACAGCUCUCCCAUUCUCCUCACUUUCAACUUUCUUAAAGAAAAGUGGAAGAGACUAGGUGUUCCGACGCUGAUGUUUAGUCUGAUCGUGAAGGGGGCUGCUAGAGGGAUUCUAGCGUGGAGGUUGAAAGAUGAGGACUGGGUCAACAUUGGUAGAGAGGUCUUGGAGGGCUUGAAGAUUGUUCGGGGUGUUUCGGGGCCGGUGUGGUACUGUGCGUUACUCCUUAUCUUUGAUGGGUUGUAUGCUGGACUACUACCGAGCCAUUUUGCAGAUAAGUCGCCAAGUCAGAAAGCGAUCUUUAAAGCACCGUCCGAUGUUGUCAACAUCAACGUAGCCUCACCUACGGCAAACACUACCAACUCAACCAAGGAACCACACACCUUUCGUACGACCCACGUGCUAGCUGCAGUCACCUUGACAUCAAUAUCCUCCUUCGUCAUUCGACUCUACUAUCCCGUAGGUCGACCCCUUUGGCCAAUAUCCCUCCAGCUGGCUUAUGCAUCACAAUACGUACUCUACUACACUACUGGGAUCUACAUACAUCGCUCUGGACGUUCACUCCAAGGGUUCAUCUCUCCAUCUACCUUAAGGGUAAUUGGUACAAGCACCGCCCUCAUAACCUCUAUUGGUCUCUUCCACAUCCAAUACCUGACUCGUACCGGCAUGUCAUCCUCUCAAAUCAUGCCCCUGGUUUUCGGUGGCCCAAAUAUGCUCGCCCUACUUUAUGCGUUGUUUAACGAAUUCGCUGGCUUUUUCAUCGCUUCAUUGAUCUUGAAGGCCUUUUAUAACGCACGCAUGUCUUUCUUAGGGAAACGCUGGAGUGUAGGGAAGGUGGACCUGAGUGUGUAUAGUUACGCGGCUUUUAUGGUUCAUGGUCCUGUAGUCCUUGAUUUACAAUGUCUAUUUGGGAAGAAAGGCUGGGAGGGUAUGGGGGCGGUGGAAACGGCGUUCUCAGUGGGAAUCUUGGGUGUGGCAGAGUCAUGGGUGAUUGGGACGAUACUGAAGAAGGCUAUCGAGUCGGUGAGGUGGAAGGGAUAUCUGUGA
This is a messenger RNA of Alternaria alternata, 1176 nucleotides long. RefSeq lists its product as hypothetical. Lineage: Eukaryota; Fungi; Ascomycota; Dothideomycetes; Pleosporales; Pleosporaceae. The record is from RefSeq and is a predicted model, not a curated record. The transcript has 2 exons. Bases 1 to 1176 code for a protein of 391 amino acids.